Messenger RNA from Oncorhynchus masou masou (cherry salmon), 4350 nucleotides. RefSeq names its product S100 calcium binding protein U (gene s100u). Lineage: Eukaryota; Metazoa; Chordata; Actinopteri; Salmoniformes; Salmonidae. The record is from RefSeq and is a predicted model, not a curated record. Bases 171 to 638 code for a protein of 155 amino acids. Gene Ontology annotation, cellular component: perinuclear region of cytoplasm. Gene Ontology annotation, molecular function: calcium-dependent protein binding; calcium ion binding. The transcript has 3 exons.
GGGGAAAAAAGUUUAAGAAAAAACUAAAUCAAGGAAGAGAUUCUGCAGCUCUCGUUUGGCACGUUUUUGGGGGGGUUCUCAAACCGAGGACAUAGACGGGAAAAUAAACACAAUAUUGGGCACAUUUGAACUGUUUGCUUGCCCUGUAGGAAGUAUAUGAGAGAGCAGUCAUGGAGUCGGCCAUUCAGACUAUAGUUGGUGUCUUCCUGAAGUCAGCCAAGGGGAAGGAGAGUUUGGGAGGGAAUGACUUCCAGAAGCUGGUGAAGAGCCAACUCCACAACAUCAUGAUGGACACGGACAGCUCCGAGGCGGUGAAGAAAAUGCGACAGGGACUGGACUCCAACCAGGACGGUAAAGUCAACUUCGAGGAGUACAUGGACCUGGUGGGCUACCUGGCAACCUCCCUGAGUGUGCAAUGUACUGCCGCCGUGGAGACGCCAGCCGAGAGCGCUGCCACCGCACAGGAGAUCGGGAGUACGCCAGCAGACGUAGAGGAAGAGGAGGCAGAAGCGGAGGCAGAGCCAGAGGCAGCCAAAGCUGUAGAGGAAGAGAAGGUUGAAGUGGUAGAAAAGGUGGAAGAGGCGGAAAAUGUGGAGGAGCCAGCAGCAGCCGGGGAGAAGAUAGAGGAGGCGUCAUAGGAAUUUACUACCGGUCCUGUCCGGACAUUACAAUUACACACCAACACCAAACUGAUAUACACCACACUACCCUAAUACACACUACAGUACACAAUACAACCCACCCUUGAAACAGGUGUGCUGCAAUAAUACCACAACAUUACAGUAUAUGUUGGAACCCCACAAUAACACAUUUAUUUUCAUACACACAUACAUACACCCAGUAUUUGGUCCUAAAAUACACUAGUACACACUGCAACAUACUAUUAACCUCAAUCCAAACUUUCUUGAUAUACAGUAUACUUAGUGUUACUAACAUACAUUACACUAUAAUUACUUACAUUACAGCAGUACAUGCCAUUAUAUGUUGAUAUACUUCCCACUAUAUAGCACACUAUAGCUCAUUAUAUGGAUAUUUAAUACAUUCUGCGACAUUGUGACAUUUUGACACACCCUCUGAAAUGUUGGCACAUUUCCACACAUGGAGAACUCAAUGACCUUCACAUACACUGACACACAUGCCACUAUGUGUGUCAUUGUAUGAUGCAAUACUAAAUUGAGUUAUAUUUGCAUUCCUUCGCUCUCCCUUUGCAUAUCUACAAUGACGUAAUGCAAAACUAUACUACAGUACAUUCCACAAUGUACAAAGUCAGGCCAUCUCAACUCGUUCUUCUGAGAAGGAUGCUUGGCUUAAUGGCUUUGCAUGAUGCAAGUAAGCACAGAUGCAUGGAUGCAUGCCAUAUUCUACACAGCAAAUUAUCUAAUGUUAAAUCAACACUGACAGUGUUAUAUUUAACCCUGGUCCAGUGUCUAUACGGUCCACGCUUGUCAGUGUUGAAUUAACACACUGCUUAGUGUAAAGCCUUAUUUGCAUAUUUCCCAGAGUGCCUUGCCUUUCAAGUGAUGUGCAGAGUUACCACCCAUGACUGUAUUUGUUCCUGACAGAAACAUGGUUGUUGCAUUCAUCAUUUUUAAGUCCUGUGGCCUUCACCAAGUGAAGUCCUAAGUGAAUAUGUUCUCAUUAAAAUUGAAUUAUUUAACACAAUACAACAUGUAUUCACAAGGCCUUAGUUUUACCCUAAUACAGUGACCUGAAACUCAUGGUUUAGAGGCCACAUCACGGGGCGGCAGGGUAGCCUAGUGGUUAAAGCAUUGGACUAGUAACCGAGAGGUUGCAAGUUUGAAUCCCCGACCUGACAAGGUACAAAUCUGUCGUUCUGCCCCUGAACAGGCAAUUAACUCACUGUUCCUAGGCCGUCAUUGAAAAUAAGAAUUUGUUCUUAACUGACUUGCCUAGUAAAAUAAAUAUUAAAAAACAGGCCACAUCAGGCCUGCAAGCAAAAUUAUACUUGCUUGGGGAUAUCAAACAUUUGGGAUUUUUAAUCAACCACAACUUUAACUCCUAUUGACUGCCGUGUUGAGAAGAUUAAGAUAUGACACUACCAUCUUUUUUUAUUCCUUUUUCUCCCCAAUUUCGUGGUAUCCAAUUGGUAGUUACAAUCUUGUCCCUUCGCUGUACAGACUCGGGAGAGGCGAAGGUCGAGAGCCGUGUGUCCUCCAAAACACAACCCAGCCAAGCCGCACUGCUUCUUGACACAAUGCCUGCUCAACCCAGAAGCCAGCCACACCAAUGUGUCAGAGGAAAUGCCGUACACCUCGCAACUGUGUCAGUGCACACUGCGCCCAGCCCACCACAGGAGUCGCUAGUGCACAAUGGGACAAACGGCCAAUUGUGCACCACCCCAUGGGUCUUCCGGUCACAGCCAGAGCCUGGUCUUGAACCAGGAUCUCUAGUGGCAGUGCCUUAGACCACUGUGCCACUCGGGAGGCCCUACCUAAACCAUCUUAACUGGAACAACCAUUUCAGUAACAGAUGCGAGAGUCCCAAGUAACAGAUUGGAUUACAUGCAAAAAACAUAUACAGUACCAGUCAAAGGUUUGAACACACCUACUCAUUCAAGGGUUUUUCUUGAUUUGUACUAUUUUCUACAUUGUUGAAUAAUGGUGAAUACAUCAAAACUAUGAAAUAACAGAUAUGGAAUCAUGUAGUAACCAAAAAAAGUGUUAAACAAAUCAAAAUGUAUGUUAUAUUUUAGAUUCUUCAAAGUAGCCACCCUUGUUCUUGAUGACAGUUUUAGACACUCUUGACAUUCUCUCAACCAGCUUCAUGAGGUAGUCACCUGGAAUGCUUUCCCAACAGUCUUGAAGGAGUCCCAACAUAUGCUGAACACUUGUUGGCUGCUUCUCCUUCACUCUGCGGUCCAACUCAUCCCAAACCAUCUCAAUUGGGUUGAUGUCAGGGGAUUUUGGAGGCCAGGUCAUCUGAUGCAGCACUGCAUCACUCUCCUUCUUGGUAUAUAGCCCUUACACAGCCUGUUGAAAAACAAAUGAUAGUCCCACUAAGCACAUACUAGAUGGGAUGGCGUAUCGUUGCAGAAUCCUGUGGUAGCCAUGCUGGUUCAGUGUGCCUUGAAUUCUAAAUAAAUCACUGGCAGUGUCACCAGAAAAGCACCAUCACACCUCCUCCAUGCUUCAUGGUGGGAACUACACAUACAGAGAUAAUCAAUUCACCUACUCUGCGUCUUACAAAGACACGGUGGUUGGAACCAAAAAUCUCAAAUUUUGACUAAUUUGACCAAAGGACAGAUUUCCACAGAUCUAAUGUCCAUUGCUCAUGUUUCUUGGCCCAAGAAAGUCUCUUCUUAUUAUUGGUGUCCUUUAGUACUGGUUUCUUUGCAGCAAUUUGGCAAUGAAGGCCUGAUUCACAGUCUCCUCUGAACAGUUUAUUUUGAGACGUGUCUGUUACUUGAACUCUGUGAAGCAUUUAUUUGAGCUGCAAUCUGAGGUGCAGUUAACUCUAAUGCACUUAUCUUCUGCAGCAGAGGUAACUCUGGGUCUUCCUUUCCUGUGGUAGUCCUCAUGAGAGCCAGUUUCAUCAUAGCGCUUGAUGGUUUUGCGAUUGCACUUGAAUAAACUCAAAGUUUUUGACAAUUUCUGGAUUGACUGACCUUCAUGUCUUAAUGUAAUGAUGGACUGAUUUCUCUUUGCUUAUUUCUGCUGUUUUUGCCAUUAUAUAGAUUGGUCUUUUACCAAAUAGGGCUAUCUUCUGUAUACCACCCCUACCUUGUCACAACACAAAUUAUUGGCUCAAACGUAUUAAGAAAGAAAGAAAUUCCACAUAUUGACUUUUAACAAGGCACACCUGUUAAUUGAAAUGCAUUCCAGGUGACUACCUCAUGAAGCUGGCUGAGAGAAUACCAAGACUGUGCAAAGCUGUCAUCAAGGUAAAGGGUUGCUACUUUGAAGAAUCUCACAUAUAAAAUAUAUUUUGAUUUGUUUAAAACUUUUUUGUUUACUACGUGAUUCCAUAUGUGUUAUUUCAAAUUAAAAAUAGUACAAAUCUAGAAAAACCCUUGAAUGAGUAGGUGUUUCCAAACUUUUUACUGGUACUGUUUAUUGAAACAAUUCUAAAACUCUACCUGCAAUAGAGCAUGCUGGGAAAUAUGAUAAUGAUGUGCUUGGUUUCAGUUUAACACUGGUUAUUAAAACCAACACUGGGAUUCUUGUACACUAAUGAGUGUUGCUGUAAUGCUUACAGAGUGAAUUUUAAGUUCUCUCUCUCUCUCUCUCUCUCUCUCUCGUUGUUCUCUUCCAUUGCAACUCUGUCAUUGAAAUGAAGCUCUGGCAUGUCAUGACAAUAAACAAAUUGUGUUGCUGGGGUUCUUACUUAGUU